Messenger RNA from Cryptomeria japonica (Japanese cedar), 513 nucleotides. RefSeq names its product citrate-binding protein-like. The transcript has 3 exons. Bases 1 to 513 code for a protein of 170 amino acids. Lineage: Eukaryota; Viridiplantae; Streptophyta; Pinopsida; Cupressales; Cupressaceae. The record is from RefSeq and is a predicted model, not a curated record.
AUGGCGAGCAUGUUAGGGAUUUUGGGUGGGAUUCUGAUUUGGAUUGCAAGUGCAUAUGCAGAUCCAACUCAAGACGACAAACCCCACACUCCUCAGAGCAAGACUGGCCCUAGGACAGAAAUCCGCAUACAGGGAUAUGACUAUACAGAGGGAGUGUGGCAGGUCGAGGGGGAUAUAUAUGUACAACAAGGAACGUCGGGAGUGUGCGUCAUGCAAGUUUUCGGCGGUGUUCAACAUUCCACGUCGAUGAUGCUGCUGGUUUCCAAUGGAAAUCUUAGGCAUUACAAUGACCAAGUGGUGGCGUCUGAUAUUUAUGAUCGCUGGAUUCAUCUCAACGUUAUCCACAAUGCAGAUGAAGGGAAAGUGUAUGUGUUUGUGGGUGGGAAGGAAAAGGUAGUAGCUGAUGACAGAGGUCGCGCCAAGCAUUAUUUUAAGUGUGGAGUGUACACUAAUGUAAACGCUUCAUCAUGCAUGGAGUCUCGUUGGAAAAAUAUCAGACUCUGGACCAAAUGA